Trichomycterus rosablanca is the source of this 5038-nucleotide messenger RNA. It is a transcript of the gene filip1b, whose product is annotated as filamin A interacting protein 1b. The transcript has 7 exons. The coding region runs from base 498 to 4019 and encodes 1173 amino acids. The record is from RefSeq and is a predicted model, not a curated record. Lineage: Eukaryota; Metazoa; Chordata; Actinopteri; Siluriformes; Trichomycteridae.
AGAGAGAGAGAGAGAGAGAGAGAGAGAGAGAGCAGAAUUAAAUAUAGCUUCAGUCCAGCCGUAUACAACUUCACUGCACCGUACCCGAGAAAAAGCAGAACCGAGACAGAACCGAGACAGAACCGAGACAGCACCAUUGAGUGGGAGGAAAAGGGAACAUUUUUAAGUGCUGGUGUUAACAGAGAAGAUCCGACCACCUCCUUGUUCAGAUUGGUCUCUCUCGCGCUCUCUCUUCCUCUCUCGCGCUCUCUCUUCCUCUCUCUCGCUCUCUCUCCUCCUCAGCAUGUCAGAGUCUCACUGCUGGCUCUCCCAAAUCGACAGAGGACAAAACACAGAGCCGGAGGAGAAGGCAGAACAGGGAGCAGGAACCGCUUCCCUCUCUCAUGGUGUCGCCGGGGCGGCUCAACUUCAGCACAAGUCAAACUGGAAACUGGAAACUUUUUAGGAUUCGAUUUGCUUUUUGAGAACGCUCGCACUCUCAGGACAGUGUGGAAAGAAUGAGGUCCAGGAGCAGCGAGAUGGAGGCUCGUGACAGUGGAUACCUCCCGAUCAAACAGCCCAGCAAAGGCUUCCAAAAGCAGAAGCAGGAAGGAGAAAGCAUCGAAGACGUGAUGAAGAAAACACCCAUCGUGGUGGAGAAGGUGAAAAUGGAGAAGGGUGAGAAGGUCACCGGUUCCCCAGCGGUGAAGAAAUCCCAGAGACCAGCGGAGAAGUGCAAGAGGAAAGCCGAGCUGAUGGAGCUAUCGAAAGAGCAGCUGCUCCACCUGCUCGGGGUCAUGGAGGGAGAAGUGCAGGCGCGUGAGGACAUUAUUCACAUGCUGAAGUCGGAGAGGACGCGACCCGAGACCCUGGAGGCUCAUUACGGUUCAGCCGCCCCCACCACACCCCUACAGGCGCUGCAGAGAGACAACAUGCUCACGUGUAACAGGACGCCUGGGGACGACGUCUACGAGAUUCCAAUGAUGGAGCUGGACCGUCUGGAGGAGAAGCAAAGGGAGACGUACAGGCGGAUGCUCGAGCAGCUCCUGCUGGCGGAGAAAUGUCACCGACGCACCGUCACCGAACUGGAAAGCGAAAAACGCAAACACGCCGACUUCAUGAACAAGAGCGACGACUUCACCAGCCUGCUGGAACAGGAGCGCGAGAGACUGAAGAAACUGCUGGAGCAGGAGAAGGCCUACCAAGCCCGAAAAGACAAGGAGCACAGCAUACGGCUGGAGAAAGUCCGAGAAGAGCUGGUUAAGCUGAAGUCCUUUGCUCUGAUGCUGGUGGAUGAGAGGCAGCACCACGUUGAUCAGAUCGAUCGACAAAGCCAGAAGAUCCAGGACCUCAGCAAACAGCUGCAGGAGAAGGAGCAGAAUCUGUUGAGCGUCACCGACAAGUCUAAAGAGGACGGCGAAAAAAUACAAAAGCUGGAGGCGGACCUAGAGCACAAGACUGCGAAAUUCACUCAGGAACUUGAGGACAUGACCACUAAGCUUUCCAACCAGGAGUCCCAAAAUCGGCAGUUACGCACCAAGCUGGCCAGCCUGUCCAGAAGGAUCGAGGAGCUGGAGGAGAGCAACAAGGCUCUGCAGAAAUCCGACGAGGAUCUGCAAGAGCUGAGGGACAAAAUUAGCAAAGGAGAAUGUGGAAACUCCAGCCUCAUGGCUGAGCUGGAAAACCUCCGGAAGAGGGUUUUGGAGAUGGAGGGGAAGGACGAGGAGAUCACGAAGGCAGAAUCGCAGUGCAAGGAGCUAAGAAGGAAGCUCCAAGAUGAGGAGAACCACAGUCGCGAGCUGAAACUCGAACUAGAGAAGCUUCAGGAAAGGAUGGCUGAUUUGGAGAAACUUGAAGGAGCCUUCAACGCGAGCAAAUCGGAGUGUACGCAACUUCACACGAGCCUGGAGCGAGAGAGGAACGUGACGAAGAACUUAUCCAAGGAGCUAGAAAGUGUAAGGACUCGUGUUAAAGAGCUGGAAUGCACCGGGUCGAGGCUUGAGAAGGCGGAAAGUAGUUUGAAAGAGGACCUGACGAAACUAAAGUCCUUCACUGUGAUAUUAGUGGACGAAAGGAAGAACAUGGCGGACAGGAUCAAACAAGAGGAGCAGAAAAGUAAAGACAUGAGCAAGAUGUUCAAGGCAGAGCAGGGCAAGGUCACAGAAAUCACGGAGAAACUGAUCGAAGAAAGUAAAAAGCUUUUGAAGUUAAAGUCGGAGAUGGAAACGAAGGUGUCCGCUCUCACGAAAGAGAAGGACGAGCUGAGGACAAGACUCGCAAGUGAAGAAGAGAAACAGAAGGAUCUCAAUGCAAAGGUCAGCCUGAUGCAAAAAAGAGUGGACUGUCUGAAGGAAACCGAAAGGAACUCGAGAAGCAAAGCCGAAGCCGACAAGAUGAGAUACGCCGACGAGGACAACAAGGUAAAGGAGUUGACGGAGGAGAUUAAAAGGCUGAAGAACCGUCUGAAGCAGCUAGAAGUCGUGGAGGGCGAUCUGAUGAAGACCGAGGACGAGUACGACGUGCUGGAAAAGAAGUUCAGAACGGAGCAGGAUAAGGCCAAUGCCCUCUCCCAGCUCCUGGAGGAAAUGAAGUCGCAGAUCGCCAGAAACAAGGCCAUAGAGAAGGGCGAGGUGGUGAGCCAAGAAUCCGAGCUGAGAAUGAGGUGCAAGAUGGAGGAGGCCAAGACGAGAGACCUGCAGGCCGACGUCCUGGCUCUCAAAGAGAAGAUUCACGAACUGAUGAACAAGGAGGACCAGCUAGCGCAGCUUCAGGUCGACUACACGGUUCUCCAGCAGAGGCUUGGAGACGAGCAGGACAAAAAGAAGAUCAUGAGCCAGCAGAUUCUCAACCUCACCAAGGAGCUGGAGGCCACCAAGCGGUACAGUCGAGCGCUGCGGCCCAGCAUGAACGGAAGGAGGAUGGUGGACGUCCCUCUCGCUUCCACGGCCGUGCAGACGGACGCGGAGACCAACCAGGGUCUUGAAGAGGAGACCCCGGCGGUAUUCAUUAGGAAAUCGGUUCUGGAGGAACAUCAUGUUAUGAGCAAUCUGAGGCAGAAAGGUCUCAAGAAACCAGCAGUGCUGGACCGUUACCCACCUGCUGCAGCAGAGCUGGGUAUACGAAAAUCGUUCAUUCCAUGGAUGAAGAAGAAGGACACGAUUGGUGACAUUCUUGACGGCUCGGGCAAGACGGCCGCAACAUCUCAGACACCGGAGUUGACCAUGUCUAAAAAACCAGGGCAACCACUACACAUCAGGGUCACCCCAGAUCAUCAUAACAGCACCGCCACUUUGGAGAUCACCAGUCCUCAUGCUGAGGACUUCUUCUCAAGCACCACUAUCAUCCCCACGUUAGGGCUUCAGAAACCACGGAUCACCAUAGUCCCCAAACCCACCACCAUGUCAUCAAAGGGUCUCCACAAUGGAAUGGACAGGACCAAGUCUCCAGUGACCAUUACCACCAUUUCCAGAGCCAAGUCCCCGGACGGAACCAAGAGCCCUUUCUCAGACUCCUCCAGGUCUCCCGUGUCGGUCAUCACGGUCAGCACCAGCCCAGCCAUGCAGGCGUCCGUCUCUCUGGAGCCUCAGGAAGCAGCGGUGGGUAGAGCCGUGUUCAAAGUGACUCCGGAGAAGCAGACGGUGCCCACGCCGGUCCGCAAAUACAGCUCCAACACCAACAUCAUAACAACAGAGGACAACAAAAUCCACAUUCACCUGGGGAGCCAAUACAAGAGGCCUCAGGACGCCGGGAGCGGUCCGACGGUCACUGUCAGGCCCCUUAGCGUGAGCACAGAGAGCAAGGAGAUGGCAGUUACGGGGACGGUCCUGCGAGCGCCAAGACAGUCCUCCACGUCCCCGGGGAAGACCAUUAUGGGCAAGAUGACCAGCAGUAUCACCAUUACUCCCAUCACUUCCGCUCCAUCCAGACCGACACAGUCUGUGUCCGGGACGGACGUGCAGUCACCUCGGUCUUGUGGGGCAACACGAAUCCCUAUGUCAAAAGAAAAUGUUGUGCUUCACAUGACUUUUGAACCUCGCUGACGCUGAAGUUAAGUGCUGAGAGCUAAAGCUUCCACCGCUUGAACCGUGGCCCGUCCAUCUCAGCUCCUCCGCUGGCUUGAGGGUCAACACCGGACGCGGGAGCGGAAAUGUUGGGCUCAGCGCCACCGUUCACCAUACAUCCUACCCAUGGACAUCUUCUGUUCCAGAGGGUUUUUACCCCCCUGUCUUUACCCACUUCAGUUGCUAGAACUCAGUAAUGGUUUGUGAAUGAAUUGUGAUGAGCACGGGUGUAUUAUAACCACGUGUGUGUUUCUGUGGCACAUGAAAGUGUUUUGCAAGUGUAAUAAAGUGUGUGGGAUUCAAAGAUGAUGAACAUAUUUUAAAAAAAAGGUACACACCCCUUCUGCACCCGUAGAGAAAAAAGGUGAAGGUGACGCAUGUGAUACCAAAGAGAUCAAGAUAUUGGAAAGGGGGGUUUGUUAAACAUUGUUUGUAUGAUUAUUGCUGUUUAGACUAGUCAGAUCUGAGGAAUAAAAGUGGAUUUUAUUUGGAAUGUGAAGAGAACGUAGUCAAUGAAGUGUUUUAGGCAUUAUGAGGGUCACUUUUAAUGGAUAAAUGGGGUCCGGGGGGCAGUGUAGAGUGAGAGAAGGGCUACAGUCAGUAAUUUAUCUGUGUAGUAGGUGUAGCUUAUAAAAUAAACAAUAAAUAUACAAACCAAAUAGGUGUUCCUUAUAAAGUGUAUUGCUCACAGUUGUAACAGAUUUGCUUUGGAUGCACAUGAGCACUAUUUAAUUUUAGAUUCAGAGCACUUCAAAGAUCCGGUCAAUGCUACCUGAUCAAUUUUAUUAAUGCAUGGCACAUCCUGUACGGUCCAGGUAUCAUUUUCUAGAACAGAGAAUGUCAAUAGAACAAAUACGAAGCUGGGAAAGUAAAAGCAGCUAACAGGACCUUUCUGACUAUAAGUUUGGGUGUAAGUAUUAUGUGAUGCUGGGCACCAUCAGUAAGUAUGUUUUUGUCAUUGUGGUUUUUACUAUUAAAACUUAGAGUCUAAGACAGAA